Molecule: messenger RNA, 2827 nt
Organism: Hippoglossus stenolepis (Pacific halibut)
Lineage: Eukaryota; Metazoa; Chordata; Actinopteri; Pleuronectiformes; Pleuronectidae
Product: vesicle-associated membrane protein-associated protein B
Exons: 6
Coding region: 238-969 (243 amino acids)
Biological process (GO): endoplasmic reticulum membrane organization
Cellular component (GO): plasma membrane; endoplasmic reticulum membrane
Molecular function (GO): FFAT motif binding
Source: RefSeq, a predicted model, not a curated record
CGCUGUCCCUCACUCCCUUCCUGCUGCAUCACAACAGCCGCUAGCAGCUCGAGUAGCACCAGUGACCAGGGGGGGGGCCACAGGAUUUAUCCGCCAGCCAGCUCGUUGACAGGGAGGAGGAGGAAGAAGAACCCGACCACCCCGCGGACCCUGCAGCGCCCAGCGACGUCCUGACUCGGGGGCUUGACGGACAGGAACUCGGUUGCAGCGCGAUAGCCCCGCUCCAGCUGUUGGGACAUGGCCAGGCCGGAACAGGUUCUGCUCCUGGAGCCUCCGCACGAACUGAAAUUCAGAGGUCCAUUCUCAGAUGUGGUCACCACAAAUCUCAAGCUCGCCAACCCAACAGACAGAAAUGUGUGUUUCAAGGUGAAGACGACAGCACCACGCCGGUACUGUGUGCGGCCAAACAGUGGAAUUAUCGAUGCAGGCACCUCAAUCAAUGUCUCAGUUAUGCUGCAGCCUUUUGACUACGACCCCAAUGAGAAGAGCAAACACAAGUUCAUGGUCCAGUCCCUGCUAGCACCUCCUGACAUGACUGACAUGGAGGGAGUGUGGAAGGAGGCGAAGCCAGAUGAGCUGAUGGACUCUAAGCUGAGGUGUGUUUUUGAGCUGCCACUGGAGAACGAAAAAACGCACGACACGGAGUCCAACAAGAUGAUGUCGUCCAGCUUGCUGAAGUCAGAGUCCUCUUCGCUGCCCUUCAAGUCACUGAGCUCCACCCUGGAUGACGGGGAGGUGAAGAAGAUCAUGGAGGAGUGCAAGAGGCUGCAGAUGGAGGCUCAGAGGCUAAGGGAAGAAAACAAACAGAUUAGGGAGGACGACGGUCUGCGGAUGAGGAAGAGCAACAUGAUGUCGUCUCAGCAUCCCUCGGUGGUCAUGAAGAAAGAGGAAGGGUUGAGCAUCCGCACCGUGUUCCUCAUCAUGCUUUUCUUUGUGGUGGGCGUCAUCGUGGGCAAGUUGGUCUUGUAGAGCGCGGAGCAGUUCGGUCGGCCGCAGCAUGCUUUCGGGGGAUGAAAACAAAACAAGGGGUCUGGGAUUUAGGAUCAGAAAAUGCCACAUUCGCUAGGUGUGUGGGGGGGGGGCGGGGUACAAGAUUCGAUUCAGUCUAAUUUCUGUAAAAAAAAAAUUGAAAAAUUCAAAGAUAAUGUACAUGAGGAAAAAAUGAAAAACAUCAUCUUAAGAACAAACCUACUGUUCCAGGUCUUGCCUCUACGUAAUCAUCACAUAAUCAUUCUGGCCCUCUUCCCAAAGUCUCAUGCAUACAGAUGACUGGUUCUGUGGGUGGGGAGUAAUGGAAACGUGAUUUAAUGCUCGUGAUUCAGACGAAUGGAUUUUUUUUUAACACCGGCGAGGUAGUGUUGGUGCGAUUGAGUCAGUUUGCAAUUGUGCGAAUGUCAUUUCCGUGUAUUGUUUUUCUUUUUCUAAAUGACAGAGGCCAGACCUUACGUAUAUAUGUAUACGUAAUCCCCCCCACACACACUGUACAGUAUAUCCAGGUGUUCCUUCCAGCUAAACCCCCUUUAAGGAAGGGAUGUACCAGAGAGAUGAUCCACACAGUCGGGGUUUCACACAGGGCUAUCAAACUGACUCCUGCAAUCAGAGGCUUUGUCAAAUCAGCUCGUCUUUUGGUUGUAGAACCUCGAUCCGUGUGGGAAACACUACAGCGCAGGUAUUUUCUUUCUUCAUGUCCCGUUUUGUUUUAAGUCCACUUUACUCCCAUCACCUGGUGUUCACCGCAUCCCCGCUUGACAGAGGGGGGUGUUUGAUUGCAUGCAUUCACACACGAGUGUUGCAUUUGGACUUUUGAAUCUAAUUUAAUUGCUUUUAUAAUUGUUAUAAUAAUAAUAAUAUGUUAUUUGGUUGUAGGUUUGCACAACGACAUUUUCUGAUUUUGUUUUUCUCUUCUUUUCUGUUGCAUUUUUAUGAUUUUAAGUAAAUUCUUUUUUUUUGUUUGUUGUUAGGGUUGAAGCAUUUAAGAAUUAUCGCAGCUACCAGAAAUGAGAUUUGUAUGGAUUUGAUUCUUCUGUAAAUGUUCUACAGAUGAAGGACUUGCCUUGUGACCUGUUUGGACAAGUUAUUCUCAGGCCAAGAAUAAACUAAACAAAAAAAACAAACAACUCGAAUUGUUUCAUCUCCAAAUUUUGAGGAAUAAAAUCAGUGGAGAGUCGCUCUCUGUAUUAUUUGAAGGAAAAAGAUGAAUUGGUAGAUUUUUUUCAUAGUGAAUCCACAUAAGAUGAGUGAACAGCCGUAAAUUCCCCUUUGCUAAACCAAAAAUCAAAGACUACACUACUCCAGCAUCCUUCCAUGUUCAGCGGAGUGGAAGAUGAUAGAAUUGUGCGGUGGGUAAGAGAUUAAAGAGUUUCUACUGUAUCUCUGUAAAGUUGUUGGGUUGAGGAUGACUUGCGGCUUAAAGGGAGGGCAGAGCAGACCUCGCAUCAGGCCUGGGUCACGCAGUACUUGCACACAGUUCUUCUUGUUCACCGAAUUCCGGUUGGAGUAUUUGAACAUUUAAUGCAAGGAAAGUACUUCCAAGUACCAGAAUAUAGUGUUGUUGGUACUCCAAGUUGAAUAUUUAACAAACAAAAAUAACUGUGUAACUGCUAACGGAUCCAGGCCCAGUUGUAAAACUAUACUGACUGAGUCUCUGACCAUCACCAUGAACAAUGUAAGCAGUCGGGAAACUGUUUUGUAUGUAUAUAAAUAAAUAAAUAACUCUAUCUGAGAAGAAGAUUAAUAUACCUAGUCAAGUAGUCUCUCUGGUGUACAAAAACAACCCAACCUGGUUGGACUAUGUAGCAUCUUAAUAAAUUAAAUGAAUAAAACCCCA